AAUCCAUGUAACAAUAUAUAAAAUAUGAAGGUAUCAAGGUAGCGAAACAGUAGAGGAUAAAGCAAGAAGUCAAGAAAGUAUAAACAAUUAGAAGCGGGGUAUUUUAGUAUUCUUUUUUCCUCGUUUGCUUUAUGAUGAAUAGCAAAAUGUACUAAAAAUCGAUACAAGUUUGGGAUUGGCUAGAAAGGAAAGGGAAUUUUAUGGAUAUGAAGAAAAAUAUUUGACAUUUGGGUAAAAAUCAAAAAUCACAUCUGGCAAACCCGCCUUUACCUUUUGUUUUAAUUUCAACUUCAAAAAGUUUUAAUUGACUUUUGACAUUUCUCUUUCGACUGGCGAGUUUUAGUUUUGAUAUCUAGUAAUACUCAAAUGUUUGAAUAUCUUGUUAUGCAUUUCGUUGCCUUAGUAACUGUUUUUCUAUGAAUUUUUUUUUUUUAUUUAUAGCUCUUGCUAAAUUAUUUCCAAGAGAUCGUAUUGAUGCUUGAUUAUUAUAGUUAUUAAUUACAGUUUAUAAAUAAACUCAUAUCUUAUGUUUACAACGAAAAGUAACAGUUUAAUAACAAAAUGUUUAUUUAUAUGAGCAAAAAGAUAGCCAUUCCGAAACAAUCAAAUGUUACAUGCAUAUCUUGGAAUCAUUCUUCUGGAUACAUUGCUGUUGGCGGAGAAGAUGGAAUGUUAAAAGUUUUGAAAUUAGAAUCUGGAGGAGGUGGAAACCUCUCUAUGAAUCUCAGCUUAGAGGGUCAUACUGGUAAACUGUGUGUUGCUAUAUGGAAUGAAGUAUUUCAAAAAUUAACCACAAGUGACGAGCAUGGUGUCAUCAUAGUCUGGAUGUUGUACAAGGGUUCAUGGUAUGAAGAAAUGAUAAACAACAGAAAUAAAUCAACAGUAACAGGCAUGGCCUGGGGUUCUGAUGGCCAGAAGAUCUGCAUUGCAUAUGAAGACGGAGCUGUUAUUGUGGGAUCUGUGGAUGGCUCCAGAGUAUGGGGUAAGGACAUCAAAGGGCCUGGUCUAGCUGCCGUACAGUGGUCUCCAGACAAUUCAUUACUUCUGUUUGCACUAACAAAUGGGGAGCUUCAUUUGUAUGAUGAUCAAGGAAAUUUUACUAUGCCAGUAGCAUGCAAUGGCAUUGCGGGUUCAAUGGAAGUAAUUUCAAUGGAUUGGUUUUCUGGAAGUGCACCUAUUAACAGACCUGUAUUAGCAAUAUGCUAUAAAAAUGGUUUAAUAUUAUUGAUGAAGAAUUGUAUUGAGGAAGAUAGCGUCGUUGUGGAAACCAAUAUGGUAGCCAUUGAUUGUCAUUGGAACCAUAAUGGGACAGUGCUUGCAGCAGCAGGCACAUCUGACCAAACCAAUGUUGUUCAGUUCUUCACUGCUUAUGGAGAGCACAUAAGGACUCUGCGAGUGCCGGGCGGUACAUUACGAGCUCUCUCUUGGGAAAAACGGUCUCUACGAUUGGCAAUAGCGAUCGAUUCGUUUAUAUAUUUUGCCAAUGUUAAACCAGACCACAAAUAUACAUUCUAUGGGAAUACACUAGCUUUUGUGUCUGGCACUGAAACUGUUACUUUUUGGGACACUGAUACUCAUCAGUCUUGGAUCAAUCACAUACCCGAUGUUAUAGACAUGAGCGGUGUUAGCGAAUAUUGUGUAAUUGCAACACUAAGUACACUUAUAAUAUCCAACCAGCAAGGUAUUCAAUGUGACGCUAAGCCUGUAACUAUACCUGUAUCAUACGUCACAAUCAACAGUAAAGCGAUCGUUGUGGCUGCAUCUAAAGACUCCUUUUUAAUUUGGAAAUUUUCCACACCCAGUAGACCAAGAAGUACAGAGCAAUUAUAUCAUGCUGAUGGAACUGUUGUUACAUCGAGCGAUGUAGGUUUUAACGAUGAUACAAUAUGUUGUAUUACAUGUUCUGAUAGCCAUCUACUAGUUGGAAGGGAGUCGGGAAUCAUAACGCUAUUUUCAUUAAUUAAUUUUAAAAAAAUUACUGCCAUUAAUAUGAAUUCGAAGCCCUACAAGUUAGGGCUCAAUUCUAAUUCCAGCAAAUUUUAUGUAAUCGAUCAACCUGGCUCGCUGUAUCUGUUGGAUACAGAUAUGGCAAAUAAUAUAAGCAUCGGUCAGGCGCUACGUAAAGAUGUAUGGAGCGCGCUGUGGGCGAGUGAUAAUCCGCAAAUGUUGGCGGUAGCGGAGAAAGCUCGUCUCUAUGUGUUGCGAGAUUCCGAGCCUGAAGAACCGCUCACUAUGCAGGGUUACUUGUGUAAAUUUAAAGAAUUAGAGAUAACAACAGCACUUUUAGAUAGCGUAACUGACAAGUGUACUCCGCAACACAUAGUGCGAGUUGAGGUGAAGUCUUUAAGAGAUACUCGACAACUUAUCGAAAAAGUUGGUUUGAAAGAAGCAGAGAAUUUUAUAAAGGAUAAUCCUCAUCCACAGUUAUGGUUGUUACUAGCGGAAGCAGCGCUAAAAAAUUUCGAGUCCGAAUCUGCCCUGGAGACAGCAGAAGCAGCGUUUGUGAGACGCAAUGACUAUGCCGGAAUAAGAUUUGUAUCCCGUUUGAAUCAACUGCAUUCUAAUGCUCUUAAAAAAGCAGAAAUACUUGCUUACUUUAAAGAUUUUGAUGGCGCUGAAAAAAUAUACCAGAAUGAAGACAGACGUGACCUGGCUAUAGCACUUCGUAAACGUUUGGGCCAUUGGUUUCGUGUGGUAGAACUACUGAAGAUGUCGCCUAGUACGACGGAGGUUCAAAUUAAACAAAGCUAUAGCAACAUCGGUGAUUACUAUAUUGAUAGGCAGAAUUGGUCGGGUGCGGUUGAGUAUUAUUUAAUGUCAAACAAUACAGAUGGAUUAAAAAAGUGCUAUAUGGCAUUAGAAGAUAAUGAAUCGUUAUCUAAGUUAUACACGGGAUCUUCUAAAUAUAAGGAUGGCCUAUCUAAACAAAACACAUUGGAAGACAUAAGCGACAGUUUAAAUCAAACACCAUCAAUUCAAGGUAUUAUACAAUUAAAAGAAACUGGUAGGAUGUUGCAAGCAGCUGCCAUGGCGUUCCAGUUGGCUAAUGAUGAAGCAUCCAAAAAGGUGUCACCAUUACGAAUCAAGAAACUUUUUAUUUUAUCAGGCCAUUUAUACAGCCAAAAUUCUGUUGAAGGAGCAAAGAAUCGGCUAGCAAUAAAUAGCUACAGCCGCGGUUUUGCGCAACACUGGCUAUGGUUGAGCGCGGCGCGAGCGCACGCGGGCGGCCGGGCGGACGCCGCGCUGCGAGCCGCCGCCCGGCUGUACGCGCUCGUGCCCGACCUGCACCCCGCACAGCAUAUACAGGCUUGGUGUACUAUAGCGGCCAUAGCUAUUCAAGCUCGAGCUUUUAAUCUGUGCUCAAAAGCCUUUAUAAAACUCGAAGCUUUAGAUUCCCUUAAUUUUGAGAAUUUGGCGAUAGAAAUAUUUACUAGAUGUAAACCUAAAGACCCAAAGGGAAAUAAAAUCGAUUGUCUCAACUGCACAUCAUCCAUGUCUGAAUGGUCGACAAGUUGUCCGGCAUGCGGCGCCACGGUAGCAGGAUGUGCGGUGUCAGGGCGCCCCCUGGCGGGGAGUGUGGGUGAGGGCGGCGCGGCCGCGUGGCGUUGUGGCACGUGUGGGGCGCGCGCCAUGCCGCACGAACUCGUACUGCGCCACUCCUGCCCCAUGUGCCACGCCGCACUCGACGCAUCCCACUGAAUGGCAUGUUCAUCCCCAAGGACCAUAUGACAACGAUUUACGACCGCAUUCAUU
Galleria mellonella (greater wax moth) is the source of this 3753-nucleotide messenger RNA. RefSeq names its product WD repeat-containing protein 35 (gene Oseg4). The transcript is spliced from 22 exons. Gene Ontology annotation, molecular function: protein binding. Gene Ontology annotation, biological process: protein localization to cilium; intraciliary retrograde transport; non-motile cilium assembly. NCBI's taxonomy places the organism in Eukaryota, Metazoa, Arthropoda, Insecta, Lepidoptera, Pyralidae. Gene Ontology annotation, cellular component: non-motile cilium; intraciliary transport particle A. The coding region runs from base 562 to 3699 and encodes 1045 amino acids. The record is from RefSeq and is a predicted model, not a curated record.